This is a messenger RNA of Symphalangus syndactylus (siamang), 2228 nucleotides long. RefSeq names its product platelet activating factor acetylhydrolase 1b regulatory subunit 1 (gene PAFAH1B1). The record is from RefSeq and is a predicted model, not a curated record. Gene Ontology annotation, molecular function: protein binding. NCBI's taxonomy places the organism in Eukaryota, Metazoa, Chordata, Mammalia, Primates, Hylobatidae.
GGCGUUGGGGCAGCUCCUGUGACAGACGGAGCUGGAGCGGCGGGGCGGCGGCGGAGUCCGGCGGCCGGGAGAGCUAGUGAGCGAGCGGAGGAGCAGCGACCCGGGGGUCUAGGGAGCGAGAAGGAGAAGGAGGGGAGCGCUCGGGCGCGAGCGAGAGAAACCGCGAGCGCCGAGCUUGGGCUCGAGCCCCGGAACGGCUGAGGAGCCCGCCCGCUCCCCUCCCCUCCCCCUCCCCGGGCCCGGGCCCAGCGCGCCAUCCUCCCCCCCCUCCUUCCCUCCCUCCCUCCUUCCUCCCUCCCCUCUCCCUCCCCCUCCCCCGCCGGUGGAUGGGAGUGAAGGACGGAAGAGGCCCUGCGGAGGCGGCGGUGCAGCGCUCCGAUUGAUAGUUGGAGCCAGAGGCUUGAUUCAAGUUUGAUUUUCAUGGCAAGAAUACUUCAUAGAUGAUGGAGUCUCCCUCUGUUGCCCAGGCUGGAGUACAGUGGCACGAUGUCGGCUCACUGCAACCUCUGUCUCCCAGGUUCAAGUGAUUUCUCGCAAAUUUUUGUAUUUUUGGUAGAGACGGGAUUUCACUGUGUUGGCCAGGCUGGUCGCAAACUCCUGACCUCAAGUGGUCCGCCCGCCUCAGCCUCCCAAAGUGCUAGGAUUACAGACAUGAGCCACCAUGCCUGGCCUCAGGGCUCAUAUUUGAAACCCAAAGGUGGAAUGAAUCUUACUUGUUGAAUAUCUUCUGGUUACUAGUUGAAUUCAUUUGUGAAAGAAUCAUUUUCCCCUGUGUGGAAGACACUUAGUGGCAUAUUUAAAUUAUAAGUCCACGGAUCAAAAAGCUUUUUGAUUUCCCAAAGGAGGGACAUACCACUAUAUCAGAUAAGCUUGACAUUACAGCCAAGAUGGUGCUGUCCCAGAGACAACGAGAUGAACUAAAUCGAGCUAUAGCAGAUUAUCUUCGUUCAAAUGGCUAUGAAGAGGCAUAUUCAGUUUUUAAAAAGGAAGCUGAAUUAGAUAUGAAUGAAGAAUUAGAUAAAAAGUAUGCUGGUCUUUUGGAAAAAAAAUGGACAUCUGUUAUUAGAUUACAAAAGAAGGUUAUGGAAUUAGAAUCAAAGCUAAAUGAAGCAAAAGAAGAAUUUACGUCAGGUGGACCUCUUGGUCAGAAACGAGACCCAAAAGAAUGGAUUCCCCGUCCGCCAGAAAAAUAUGCAUUGAGUGGUCACAGGAGUCCAGUCACUCGAGUCAUUUUCCAUCCUGUGUUCAGUGUUAUGGUCUCUGCUUCAGAGGAUGCUACAAUUAAGGUGUGGGAUUAUGAGACUGGAGAUUUUGAACGAACUCUUAAAGGACAUACAGACUCUGUACAGGACAUUUCAUUCGACCACAGCGGCAAGCUUCUGGCUUCCUGUUCUGCAGAUAUGACCAUUAAACUAUGGGAUUUUCAGGGCUUUGAAUGCAUCAGAACCAUGCACGGCCAUGACCACAAUGUUUCUUCAGUAGCCAUCAUGCCCAAUGGAGAUCAUAUAGUGUCUGCCUCAAGGGAUAAAACUAUAAAAAUGUGGGAAGUGCAAACUGGCUACUGUGUGAAGACAUUCACAGGACACAGAGAAUGGGUACGUAUGGUACGACCAAAUCAAGAUGGCACUCUGAUAGCCAGCUGUUCCAAUGACCAGACUGUGCGUGUAUGGGUCGUAGCAACAAAGGAAUGCAAGGCUGAGCUCCGAGAGCACGAGCAUGUGGUAGAAUGCAUUUCCUGGGCUCCAGAAAGCUCCUAUUCCUCCAUCUCUGAAGCAACAGGAUCUGAGACUAAAAAAAGUGGUAAACCGGGGCCAUUCUUGCUAUCUGGAUCCAGAGACAAGACUAUUAAGAUGUGGGAUGUCAGUACUGGCAUGUGCCUUAUGACCCUCGUGGGUCAUGAUAACUGGGUACGUGGAGUUCUGUUCCAUUCUGGGGGGAAGUUUAUUUUGAGUUGUGCUGAUGACAAGACCCUACGCGUGUGGGAUUACAAGAACAAGCGAUGCAUGAAGACCCUCAAUGCGCAUGAACACUUUGUUACCUCCUUGGAUUUCCACAAGACGGCACCCUAUGUUGUCACUGGCAGCGUAGAUCAAACAGUAAAAGUGUGGGAGUGCCGUUGAUUGCGUCUCCUUCGGCCCCUCCUCCCUCUUUUCCUCUGGAUGCACUCUGAUGAUACCAUGGUUACCCCAUUGAGCUCUGUUUAAAUAAAUAUUGUCCUUUCAUGUAAA